Messenger RNA from Micropterus salmoides (largemouth bass), 2959 nucleotides. RefSeq lists its product as uncharacterized. The transcript has 5 exons. The record is from RefSeq and is a predicted model, not a curated record. NCBI's taxonomy places the organism in Eukaryota, Metazoa, Chordata, Actinopteri, Centrarchiformes, Centrarchidae. Gene Ontology annotation, molecular function: calcium ion binding. The coding region runs from base 1824 to 2516 and encodes 230 amino acids.
UUUCAUAGGGAAGGCAAAGUUGGUAUAUGUUAGCCAUUAGUACCUAAACCAGUCAGUCAAAACAGCAGGGGCUGUAUUGCUGCCCAAAUAUACAAUAUAUUGUGUAGAUUUUAUAUAUAUUGGUAUCUCGGGCCACAUUUUAUAGUCCUCUCAUGUUGACUGUUAAGGAUAUACCAAUAAGAACUCUUGUUUCGAGGAUAGAAAAGGUUGCUGUGAAUCAUGAAGGAUUACUGUCUUUUCUCUCUAAUGCUUGAAUUAUGAGGAGCCAGUGGAUGGAGUCGCUGAACUCACAAGGACCCUCCUGUCUGUGUCCGAAGUGCCUUUGGACAUGUCUGCUCGGACACACGAUAAACCUGUGCUGCCACCUCACUGCCCUGCGCCUCCGCAGACUGAAAGGAGGGCUGAAAUGUAUCAUUGGAUUAACUUGAGGCAACUUGUCAUACCGUGCACAUGAUGAAUCAGGCAGGGGCUUGUUUGCAGAUGAAACAGGAGCUGCACACGUUGGUUUCAGCACUUCGUACCUAACCAAACAACCAGAGCUAUGGAGUCGUGCCAUAGACACAGGCUGGUCUUUUUAAAGGCAACAAGUCAUUUUUGUAGUUGUUGUUGUUGUUGUUGUUGUUGUUUCCCGUUGUUCAACCAUUGCCCUGUUGUAGCUGUGAUUUCCCCAGAAAGCUAAGACAUUGCUCUCACUUCAGCUUACUUUGUGGUGACUGGGUUAUGCACCUUGCUGCGAGGUCACAUAAUUUGUAUGAUCUGUCUCCGUUUGAAAUAAAACAGUAGAUUGGGGGGUGGGGGGCGGGGGUUCACGCCCUGCUUUGUGUCAAGUUGCAUGCCGCUUUUUGAAAUGUGUUUCAUCCCUCGACUUGGGAGGUUAAAGAAGCCGUAUGCGACUUUCACUGCCACUAAAUGUUGCGCUACAGCACCAGCAUCUCAGACCAAAACAAAUGGGUGCCACAGCCCACCAUACUCCAUUGAGAAAAACAAUAAUUUUACCUCGCUCAUCAUCUUAAAACACACUUCAUUCAAACUGAAUAAAAUAAAAUAAAACUCACCAAAACCAUAUUUGCCAUAUCCGCUGUUCCAACAAUCAAUAAAUAUAAAUAAAUUAUUAAUUCACCAAAUUAGAUAAAGGAACCAGCCGCUAUAUUGUUAUUCUCAAAGCAAAUAGUUUGAUAGCGAGAGAGAACAUGUGGACCGGCAGCCACCAAAACAAGGUACAGCUUUGAUAACAACACACUGAGGGAGUGUGAUGUCAUUCUCUGCUCAGGAUCUCAUAUCUUUACACAGCAAACAGCUAUUUGCUGCUAUAUUAACGUUCAAAAUCUCUUUUACAGAACCUUUAAGACAGACUCAUGUUGGUGCAUGCUGACACAGCCAACUGUCUCCAUGAAUAAGGAUCUUAACCUUUGGGAUUAUAUUGGGCUGUUGGUAGCUUGUUACUGCCUCUAUUGUACCACGUCCUGACACUUUAUAAAUUCGUUCUUGUGUGAUUUUUGGACUCCAGAGAACUGUAUUUGUCUUUUGCAUUAUUGCUGCUACUAUCGACAUGUUUGGGUUGUCUUCCCAGGUUGUCAUGUUAAUAAAUAUUAGUUACUAAACAUUCAACAAGAACUUUGGGCAUAUUUUUAAAUAUCUAUAUUUGCAGCAAACGGAAAGACCGUAAAAACACUUUGGGAACAGCCACGCUGAAUUCAAAACAUUUCAUCAAGCUCAGCGAGGCAGAUUGAGCGGCAUGCUUCUUGUAUAAUUACAUUUACCUUCUCCUGAACCCCCUUACAACCGAGAUUAGCUUUGAGUAAUUUGUGAAAUGUAAUAAGGCAAUGGUUAGUUCAAUUAACAAAGCAUGGCGUAAGCUGGGAUUUGUUGUGUAUAUAAAGUCAGUGGGAGAUACAGAACCAUUGCUGCUCCUUUACAGAAUGGGCCAAGCUGCGACACUGCCUUGUAGGAGAGGGGAGUCUUACGUUACAGAGCUGUACGAAUGGUUCAGAAAGUUUAUUAAUGAAUGUCCAAGUGGGCUGAUUACUCUUCAUGAGUUUCAAAGGCAUUUCUGCAAUGGAACAGUGGGCAGUGAGUCAGCUGAGUAUGCAGAACAGAUAUUCCGCACACUGGACAAUAAUGGGGACGGGGUGGUGGACUUCAGGGAGUACGUCAUGGCCAUCAGCAUGCUUAUUGAAGGUUCAGCUGUGGAGAAGCUGCGGUGGUCAUUUAAGCUCUAUGACAAAGACCGGGACGGAGCCAUCACAAGGGAGGAAAUGCUGGAGAUCAUGCAGGCUGUUUAUCAGAUGAGUGUAGCAGCUGCUUUAACCAAACCCAACCCACUUACAGCUGAAGAGUGUACCAACAGGAUAUUUGUGAGAUUAGAUAAAGACAAGAACGCCAUCAUCAGUCUGGAGGAAUUCAUAGAGGGAGCCCUGGAUGAUGAUUGGAUCAGGGAGAUGCUGGAAUGUGACCCGCGCAAUGUGAAGGUAGAGAGGCCUCCGAGGAGGGACACCGCUUUGGGGCCCCAUGGUUGACCUGAAGUGGGGGAUUUUAUCCUCUAGGAGCAGAGUAAUAAACCAGUCAAUAUUUGGACAGAAAUUUCCAGGAAUCGCUGCAGCAACACAGCUUCCAUUCAUUGUGACAAAUUAUAUAUAUAUAUAUAUAUAUAUAUAUAUAAUCUGUUGAGUAACUUCAAGGUAGACACUGGAGAGCGCUGGAAAAUUUAAAUAUGGUUUUAUUAAGUUUCUGCCUUGAUCAUUUCUUUCAUAUUGUUUUUCCUCUGCUGUUUGCAUCAGUGCUAAGUUUUGUUCUUUUCUUCGUGUUUUCUUUGCUGCAUCUGCUGGUUUUAACUAAUAUUUUAUUUUAUUCUUACUUAUUUCAUUAGUUUUAACUCAUAUGUCUUAUUAUUUUUGUUGGUCAACUUAAUUAUUCUUUUAUUAGUUAUUAGUCUUAUUUUAUUCUGAAUGUUAAUAAUAGU